Messenger RNA from Colius striatus (speckled mousebird), 1830 nucleotides. It is a transcript of the gene SRRM4, whose product is annotated as serine/arginine repetitive matrix 4. Bases 1 to 1830 code for a protein of 609 amino acids. Lineage: Eukaryota; Metazoa; Chordata; Aves; Coliiformes; Coliidae. Gene Ontology annotation, molecular function: mRNA binding. The record is from RefSeq and is a predicted model, not a curated record. Gene Ontology annotation, biological process: mRNA processing; regulation of RNA splicing; neuron maturation. The transcript has 13 exons. Gene Ontology annotation, cellular component: nucleus.
AUGGCCAGCGUGCAGCAGGGCGAGAAGCAGCUCUUUGAGAAGUUCUGGCGAGGCACCUUCAAAGCCGUAGCCACACCGCGACCCGAGAGCAUCAUCGUGGCCAGUAUCACUGCCCGCAAGCCGCUGCCCAGUGGGACACUCAGCUGCCUGCCCUACCCUGCAGAGGACAGAUCUCCUGAAAAGCUGUGUGGGCAUGUGGUCAGGGAGGCCUCUGCCACCAAUGGCUGUGCCAAAGGGAAGGAGAGGAGAGACCAUCAGCGCAGGUCACGCAGCCCCUCGGGCGAUGGCGAGCGCACGCCGCUGCCCGCACGCACCAAGAAGAAGAAGAAGAAGUCUGGCCGCAAGAAGAGGAGGAGGUCUCCCUCCUACAGCCCCUCGCCUGUGAAGAAGAAAAAGAAGAAGAAAAGCUCCAAGAAGCGAAAAAGAAACAGGUUAUCCUCAAAGAAGAGAAGACACAGUUCUUCAAGCCCCAAAAGUAAGAGAAAGGAAGAAAGAAAACACAAAAAACACUCCCGUGGGCGCAGCCGGAGGUCCCAGCGCCAUCGCCAGCGCCGCUGCCCCUCUCGCUCACAGAGCUCUGACUCCCGCUCCUCCGGCUGCCACAGCAGGCACAGAGGCAGGUCUCAGGAGGAAGGGCACAAAACACGCCGAAGGCACUCCCGGCACCGUUCAAAGCUCGUGGCGAGGCGAAGCUCCUCUGCAGAGGUUCAGGCCAGCCAAAAAGCCAACCAAACCCUCCGGCUCUCCAGCUUCCUGACUCCCAAGGAAGUAAUCUCUCAGUCAGGGUCUUCUGCUGAACUCUUUACCAAAACAGACAGCCCGCCUGGCAACCUAGCCAGCCAGAAUGGAGAGUAUCAUGAAUAUGACUCAGGAAACGAUACUUCCUCCCCUCCCUCCACUCAAACCAGCUCAUCCAGGUCAAAGGACAGCCAGGAGAAAAGAAGUCUAGUCCAUGAUGGCUUUGGCCAUGCCUUCUCGUCCGGGAAGUCCAAACUGGCCAACAGCGAUAACAGCUCUGAUUCAGGAAAUUCCUUCACCAGUUGCUUUUCCCACACCAAGGGAACAGCUUUGGACAAUCUGUCUCCAGAUGCCCAGGGACAAGACUGCAGAGGGUGCCUGUCUUUGUGUCUCAGCUGUUCAGAGGAGAAGCAGCGAAGCUCCUUCCCGUCAGCCAGCCCCAGCUCUCCGCUGAGGCCAUGCUCCCGCAGCCAGUCCUACAGCAGCACGGGCACAUCCUCGCCCAGCUCCAGCCGCUCCCGCUCCUCCCACGAGCCCUCCCCCAGGUACUCCCGAAGCAGGUCCUGCUCUUCAGCCAAGAGGUCUUCUUCACGUUCCCCCAGCUAUUCCUCCAAAUCCUGCAAAAAAAGCCCUGGGAGCAGAAGCUCAAGGCCUCGUCGGAGCCCCAGUUACUCCCGCUACAGCCCUGGCAGGGACCGUGAACGAGAGCACAAGUACGGCUCCAGCGAGAAGGAGGCGCCGAGGGAGCGCGACCGGCGGCGGCAGCGACGCUCCUAUUCCCCGCUGAGGAAGCGCAGGAGAGACUCUCCCAGUCACCUGGAAGCUCGGCGCAUCACCAGUGCCCGCAAGCGCCCCAUCCCCUACUACCGGCCCAGCCCCUCCUCCUGCAGCAGUGCCAGCAGCUAUUCCUCCUGGUACAGCAGCGUCAGCCGCUCCCCCAGCCGCAGCCGCAGCCACGGCAGCUACCGGACGAGCCGGAGCAGGAGCUGGAGCAGCAGCAGCGCCGAGGGCAGGAGCCGCAGCCGGAGCUCGGGCCCCAGGAGCAGCGGCAGCUCUGACUCAGGAGGCAGCUCCGACAGCCUGCGUCGUUAG